AUGGAGGCACUCAAAUCUCAAUCUGUGACUCAAUCUAAAGCGGCCCUGGAAUUUGUGCUUGGCAUGAAGGGUGGAAAUGGAGAUUCCAGUUAUGCCAACAAUUCUUCACCUCAGUUAAAGAUUAUCCAAGCUGUUAAACCCAUUCUGGAGCAUGGCAUUUACGAGAAUAUGAGAUUUAAGUUUGAUGUAGGAGGCAUCUUUAGGAUGGCAGAUUUCGGUUGUGGUACCGGCCAAAAUACUCUUGUGGUGGCAGACACCAUUGUCAGUGCCGUACAACGCUUACUUACAGAACAGGAGAUGCCAGAAUUUGAGGUUUAUUUCACCGACCUUCCCACUAAUGAUUUCAAUUCACUCUUUCAAAUGUUGCCUCCGCCCAGAGAUAAAAAUGGAGUGGCUACAAGAUCCUACCUUUCAGCGGCUGUUUGUGGAUCGCACUUCACACGUCUCUUCGCACGGAAUAGUCUGCAUUUCUGUCACUCUUCUAUGAGUCUUCACUGGCUUUCACAGGUGCCAGAGAGUGUUCAGCAGAGAAGAUCUCCUCGUGCUUACGUUUCAAGUGAGUGUGAGGAGGGUGUAGCGGCUGCGUACCUACACCAGUUCGACACAAACUUUUCGUCGUUUUUGAAGGCCCGGGCAGAAGAGAUAGUUGAGGGGGGAUGCAUGUUCAUAUCUCUCAUCGGUCGUAAUGCAGACACUCAUAUAAUGGAAGACCAAGGAGUACUAGGAUAUAGCGCGCGCCAUUUAGAGUAUGCAUUUGAGGCACUAGUUAUGGAGGGUAUUAUUACAAAAGAGAAAUGGGAAUCCUUCAAUUUACCAUGGUUCAAUCCAAAUUUGAAGGAGGUGGAGAGCAUUGUGAAGAGGGAGGGGUCAUUUGCAAUAGUGAGCAUGAAGAUUGUAGGGGGAAUGAAUGCACAUCCUACUACAGACGUGAAAAAAGGGGAAGAGAAUAUGUUUGGAAGAAUUGUAGCAAACCAGCAUAGAGCACUAUUUGAAAAUAUCGUGGAAGCUCAUUUAGGAUGCAAGAAAGUGACAAAUGAAUUCUUCUUGAAGAUUGCUGAAAGAGCUUCUAUUCAGUUUGAAGAGUAUCUAUCAAAAAAAAUUGAGCUGCUUGUUGCGUUUUUGAAAAAGAAAAAGGACAAGCAAUAA
Cryptomeria japonica (Japanese cedar) is the source of this 1146-nucleotide messenger RNA. RefSeq names its product indole-3-acetate O-methyltransferase 1-like. Gene Ontology annotation, molecular function: S-adenosylmethionine-dependent methyltransferase activity. The transcript is spliced from 4 exons. The record is from RefSeq and is a predicted model, not a curated record. Gene Ontology annotation, biological process: methylation. Bases 1 to 1146 code for a protein of 381 amino acids. Lineage: Eukaryota; Viridiplantae; Streptophyta; Pinopsida; Cupressales; Cupressaceae.